Amblyraja radiata (thorny skate) is the source of this 3289-nucleotide messenger RNA. Its product is annotated as sperm-associated antigen 1. Lineage: Eukaryota; Metazoa; Chordata; Chondrichthyes; Rajiformes; Rajidae. The record is from RefSeq and is a predicted model, not a curated record. The coding region runs from base 187 to 2562 and encodes 791 amino acids. Gene Ontology annotation, molecular function: protein binding. Gene Ontology annotation, cellular component: cytosol. The transcript is spliced from 15 exons.
UUGUAUUGUUUAUUUUUAUAGAAUGGAUCUGGUGAAAAGAAACCAACUGAAAAGAAAAGAACUACACCCAGAGAUUACAGAGAAUGGGACAAAUUUGAUGUGGAACACGAAUGUGCCAAAAUUGAUGAAGGCAAGCAAGAAAUUAAAUCUAAAACUAUUAUCAACGAUUCCAUUUCUGGAAUUGGGAUGAAAAUUGACGCAACAGGAAUGACUGACCAAGAAAAAGUGGUUUUAGCUAAUCGAGAAAAGGAUAAAGGUAAUGAAGCUUUCCGUGCUGGGGACCUCAAAGAAGCUUUGCUUUAUUACACCAGAAGCAUUUCAGUGAUACCAAAUGUCACUGCAUUUAACAAUCGAGCUCAAACAGAAAUUAAGCUUCAGGAAUGGCAGAAGGCCCUUAAUGAUGUUGAAAAAGUAUUGGAAUUAGAUCCUGGCAAUUUGAAAGCAUAUCAGCGUCGUGCUACUGUUUAUAAACAUUUGGGCAAGCAUCAAGCAGCAAUAGAUGACUUGAAGAAAGUGUUGCAAGCAGAACCAGAUAAUUCCAUAGCAAAGAAUUUGCUUCAGGAACUUGAGCAGAAGCUGGAAAACUUGAAACCUCAUGUGAAAUCCCAGACAAAAGGGAAAAAGAUGGUUAUCAAAGAAGUAGAGGGCUCUGAUGAUGAAGAGGAAAGAAAAUAUAAAGAUAGAAAUAAAGAUUCUAGUACACCGGUGAAUGUAGAGACAUCAAAGACAAAAGCUGCCAUGGGGAAUGCACAGAAAAAAUGUUCACCUAGUCGACUUAGUCAAACUAAAGGGAAGAAAAGUGGCAAUGCUGCAGAACAAGAAAGCAUUAAAAAGAAUCAUGUAACAUCACUGAGGAAAUCGGAUCAAACUAAAAGUGAAAAUGUCAAGAAUGCUACAGUUUCAGUGGCAAGCGAAGGUCAAGAAUCUCUGAGAAUUGACUCCAGCCAGCUUCUUACCCCUCUGUCCAGUUCAGAGACAAAGAAAGCAGGGGACAGCCCAUGGACACUGCCCGCUUCAGUGUCAAAGCUGAAGAGUGAAGGAAAUGAGCUGUUCAAGAAUGGGCAGUUUGGAGAUGCAAUGCUGAAAUACACUAAAGCUAUGACGGAGCUGUUUGAAUCAGGUGUGGAUUGCCCAGAAGAACUAAGCAUCUUGCACUCAAAUCGAGCAGCAUGCCACUUGAAGGAUGGAAAUUGCAAUGAAUGUAUAAAGGAUUGUACAAUGGCUUUGGAGCUGCAACCAUUUUCUAUAAAACCUCUUUUGCGACGAGCUAUGGCCUACGAUUCCCUAGAGCGAUAUCGACAAGCUUAUGUGGAUUAUAAAACAGUCCUUCAGGUGGAUACUAGGUUCCAGGUUGCAAAUGACAGUGUCAACAGGAUAACUAAGGCAUUAAUAGAAGAAGAUGGAUCAAAGUGGAGAGAAAAGUUGUCACCAAUCCCAGUGGUCCCUGUCUCCGCACAAGUCCAUAGAAGGGAAGAUGAUUCUCUAACCACUGUAAUUGGAAACAAGUCCCAGAUUACCUGUGGAGACAAAAAUAAGAUUCCAAAUUAUAAUCAUAGCACAACUGAUCACAACCUAGGUAAAAAUAUAGAAGAGCAUUUCAUUUCCUUGAAGCAGGAAGGGAACAGUUUUGUGAAAAGUGCACAGUACCAGGAAGCCAUUGCAAAGUACAGUGAAUGCUUAAAACUUAAAUCUAAUGAAUGCGCGAUUUACACAAACAGAGCAUUGUGUUUCUUGAAACUUAAUCAAUAUGAAGAGGCAGAAGCAGAUUGUAACACAGCUCUGCAGGUGGAGCCCAUGAGCAUAAAAGCAUUGUAUCGAAGGGCUCUGGCUUAUAGAGGAUUGAAAAACUACACAGCCAGUAUCGAUGAUCUCAAUAAAGUACUGGAACUUGAUACACAUGUCACUGAGGCACAGAAAGAAUUGCUGGAGAUAUCUGAAAUUUUAGAAAAAAUAGGCAGAAGCGGAUCUCUCACUAAGACCUGCAAUCAAGAAAAGCAGAGAAAACAUAUCCAGAUACAGGAGGUCGCUGAUAGUGAUGAAGAGGAGAAUGAAGACAAAACUACAGAGUGUGAAAAUAUUUCUAAUCUUAAUGUUGGGAAAGAGGAUUCUGUAAUAAAUGACUGUACUUCACAUAGAAAAGAAGCUUUUGAAAAUUCUUAUUCGCCUUCAAAAAAAGGAGUUAAUUUAGAGCCUGCAAAUGCAUAUGAAUUUUGGCAAGCACUGAAUGAUAUGCAGGCUGAGAACAAUCUUGCUGGAUGUGCAGAGUUGCUAAGAAAUGUAAAACCAGAAGAUUUACCAUCCAUGAUGAGUAAUAAACUGGAAGCUGAUGUGUUCACUAUGAUUAUUCAGGCUUUGAAGGAACAUCUUUUAGAAAAGUAUCCCAAUCUUGUGUAUCAGCAUCUUGUUCACCUGUGCAAAGCAGAAAGAUUUCAGAUUGCAUCAGUGAUCGUUGGUAAAGGGAGGGAACAGGAGCAACAACUCUUUAGUAGUCUGUCACAGAUGAAGAGCAAUGAGUUCACCUCUGAAGAUGUAAAGAAUCUAGCAAGAAAAUAUGAUAUAUAAUAUUUUCAAAGUGUCAAUUUAAUAUGGAACUCAGGUGGCUUGGACCUACGGCAAUUGUGCGGCUUGCGUUCUGCACACUUUUCCACUCACUUCUACAUUGUUAAUUGUUAAUUCAAACUAAAAAUGUGACCUAAAAAUCUUUGACGUUGUCCCACCCUAUUCAUGGUAUGUUUCAUCCAUCUAAUAUAAUUAACUGUUUGAUAAUCUGUCAUUGUUUACUAAAAGAGAAACUCAUUCUCAAAGCUGUGACCUCAAUUCUCAAAAACCAGCAAGACCUAUCAAUACGUCGUUGAAUAUACGCUUUUGUUUUCCCAUCGAUAACACAAGAACAAUUGUUGUUCACUAUCAAUCCUCUUAUGUUUGGUACGUUAGAUUCUGAAGUUUACAAAUUUCAGCUUAUCUAUAUUUAAAUAGACUGCCUUUGGUCAUUAGAAUAAAAUGAUUUUUGCUUGUGGAUUGCCUGGUGAAGAAUACUAAUAUAUUCAUGAUUAAAUAUUAAUUAGGUGUACUUUCUCAAUCUAUGAUGAAACCUUCAACUUUAAAUGCAGAAUGCAGUAAAUUUGUACUUAUAUGCAGCUAUAUUAUAAGAUGUUGCCCGUUAAUGAUAAAAAAUGUAUGCACUGUGAUGCAAUCUCCUACAAAGUCAAAAGGCUGCAAAAUAUUGCUUCAGCCUCUUAUAUUUAUGCACUAAAAGAAUAAACUGUAUUGAUACUUCUGUUCCAAAGGA